Molecule: messenger RNA, 2022 nt
Organism: Trichoderma harzianum CBS 226.95
Lineage: Eukaryota; Fungi; Ascomycota; Sordariomycetes; Hypocreales; Hypocreaceae
Exons: 1
Coding region: 1-2022 (673 amino acids)
Cellular component (GO): nucleus
Molecular function (GO): exonuclease activity; nucleic acid binding
Source: RefSeq, a predicted model, not a curated record
AUGGAUCAGAGUGAAAGCAGCCUCAAAAGGCCUAGCCCUCAUGAUGAAGACGAGAAUCCAGAUAGCCAAGGAGAGUGGCAAACCGUCACCAGACCCAAGAAGAAGGCAAAGAAGGUGCCUCGCCCGGGCAAGGGAGGAUACCCUGGCCUGAAUUUUUCACCCAACGCUCGGCUCCAGUCCAUGCUCAGCCUUAACAACCUGCGCGACCUCAUCACCUACAUCUUUGCCGAUGGUACCGGUCCCCAGUGGAUCUCAGUCACUCAUCGGCCGCAGUUCAGAAAGAUUGUGGCCAUCAUGGUACCUGGUCUUGAAGAGGCGCUUUUCAAGGCCGACGUUGACUACGCAAGUUUCAAUGACCUCAGAGAUGCAAAUGUGGAUGGAGGCAGCCAGGGAAAUGCGGAUAAAGAUGCCCACCCUUAUGGCUCCCCGGACACAUAUUAUCCCCGCAAACUCGACAAAGACACACUGCCAGAGCCACUGAAGCCAUUUGCUGACAUGUUCCCUCAUCUCUGGCCCGUCAAAACACCUGGUGACGACAAACACGGGAAAAUGCACUCGCCUUUGGCCGCCUUCCUUACUGCCCCCGCGCCAAAGGAGAAGACUUCACAAAAAGGAGGCGUAAAGCCCGCGAGAGAGCCCCAUGGAUGGAAGAACGAGAGGACGCGCAUCACAGAGUUCCUAGCUUCUGCUGAUGAACUAACGGACAAUGGCUACGUCAUUCAUCCGGCUCUUCUUCCAGAAGGACCACGACGAGACAACUUUGUCGCCCCAGAAGGAUAUGUCAUCACAAGAGUAGACAAGCUUGAGGAUGGCGAUGUUCCCGAGGCCGAAAUUGAACAGGGUAGCAUCACGGCUGGCAGAGAGAUCUUGGCGGUUGAUUGCGAAAUGUGCAUGACGGGCGAGAGCGAGUUUUCGCUGACUCGCAUCAGUCUCAUCGACUGGGACGGAAAUGUUGUGCUAGAUGAGCUUGUGAAGCCCGACAAGCCCAUCAUCGACUACGUUACGCGGUUUUCCGGCAUCACGGAGGAGAUGUUGGCACCCGUGACAACUACGCUACGUGACAUACAGGAGAAACUCCUUGAGAUUCUCACUCCGCGUACUAUUCUAGUGGGCCACUCUCUCGAAUCUGACACCAAAGCUUUGCGAAUUGCUCAUCCUUUCAUCGUUGACACUUCUAUCAUAUACCCUCAUCCUCGCGGCUCUCCGCUAAAGUCGUCGCUCAAAUGGCUCGCUCAAAAGUAUCUGUCCCGAGAAAUUCAAAAAGGCGACGUUCUGGGCCAUAACAGCAUCGAAGACGCCAAAACUUGCCUCGAUCUGGUAAAGCAGAAGUGCGAGAGGGGAAAGUUGUGGGGUUCGUCAGAUGCGCAGGGGGAGAAUCUGUUCCGCAGACUCGCACGCGCCGGAACAGCUUAUAAAGCUCAGGGAGGAGAUGCUGCUCUCGGCGGCGUCGAGGUUGGCAAGACCAGUGCUGCCGUUGAUUGGGGUGACCCUUCCAAGGGUCUCGGAGCGGGAGCCACGCACAAGCUCGGGUGCAGGACCGACGAGGACGUGACGACAAACAUCAUCCGAGCCGUCCUCGGUGAUGAAGAUGGCGCAGUCAUCCGGGGCGGCGGAGUGGACUUUGUCUGGGGUCGAAUGCGCGAGCUGGAAGCCCUGCAGGGAUGGUGGAAUAAGAAUGCCCCCGAAAGGGACGUGGACGCCGUGUCCGAGGCCGUCGGGUUCGAUGCCGCAUCAGAGGGUUCCUCUCCUCUAGAGCAGGCCCUCGUCCGGCUCACGGAGCGCCUCGUUCGCAUCCACGAGGCUCUUCCGCCUUGCACCGCCUUUAUCAUCUACAGUGGCUCUGGUGACCCGCGCAGGAUGGCCCAGCUGCAGCAUAUGCAUGCUCAGUGGCGCAAGGAGUACAACACGCCUGGCAAGAAGUGGGAUGAACUGAGCGUCAAGUGGACUGAUGUGGAGGAACAGGCGUUGAAGCGGGCCGUGCAGAAGGCGCGGUCAGGAGUUGGUUUUUUGAACGUUAAAUAG